Molecule: messenger RNA, 957 nt
Organism: Pygocentrus nattereri (red-bellied piranha)
Lineage: Eukaryota; Metazoa; Chordata; Actinopteri; Characiformes; Serrasalmidae
Product: trace amine-associated receptor 1-like
Exons: 2
Coding region: 1-957 (318 amino acids)
Biological process (GO): G protein-coupled receptor signaling pathway
Cellular component (GO): membrane
Molecular function (GO): trace-amine receptor activity
Source: RefSeq, a predicted model, not a curated record
AUGGACAUGAGCAUUAGUCAAAAUGUGAGCUUAAGAAACAUUUCUCUGUGUUAUGAACAUCAGCCUAACUCCUGUCAGAAGUUCAUCUAUCCACUGGCUGUGCGAUAUAUUAUGUUUCUUAUCUUUGGUGUUAUUGUAGUUCUCACUUUACUUGGAAAUCUUCUGGUGAUCACAGCCAUAGCUCAUUUCAAGCAGCUGCACACACCAACUAACUACCUCACUCUGUCUCUGGCUGUAGCUGACCUGCUUGUGGGAGUGGUUGUAAUGCCUCCUAGUGUAAUACACUCUGUGGAGACUUGCUGGUAUUUUGGGAGCUUUUUCUGGAGAUUUUAUGCAGUAUGUCACCCCCUGCAGUACCACAGUAAAAUGACCCCCCUUACUACUUUGUUCAUGAUCAUUGUUUGCUGGGGUCUUGCUAUUGCAGAGGGCAUUAUGUAUCCAGAGAUAAAUAAUCUGGGCAUGAAAACCUACAGUGGUUAUAUAUGUAAAGGAGCCUGUGUGUUGCUUAUAGGACCUGUGAUAAGUUUAUCAGCUUCUGUGAUCUUUUUGUACAUACCUACCAUUAUCAUGCUCAGCAUAUAUCUGAAAAUAUAUCUUGUUGCACGGAGGCAAUCACGAUUAGUCCGCAAUGCUCUCUCUCAUGUAAAUAAAUCCAGAGGGCAAGCCAACGUUAAUAAGACAGAUAGUAAAGCAACUAAAACAUUAGUCAUUGUCAUGGGAGGGUUUUUAUUAUUUUGGGCACCUCUUUCUCUGUGUAAUCUUGUUGUGACAUUUUCUGGUUUUAAUGGCCCCCCACAACUGUAUGAUGUGCUCUGUUGGGUUGCUUAUUCAAAUUCAGCUUGCAAUCCUAUUAUAUAUGCAUUCUUCUACAAGUGGUUUAGAAAGGCACUCAAAGUUAUUCUGUUAGGUCAAAUAUUUAGGAGAAACUCCUCCAGAAUGCAGCUGUGUUCAGAGUAA